Messenger RNA from Drosophila grimshawi, 825 nucleotides. RefSeq lists its product as uncharacterized. The coding region runs from base 26 to 763 and encodes 245 amino acids. The transcript is spliced from 2 exons. The record is from RefSeq and is a predicted model, not a curated record. Lineage: Eukaryota; Metazoa; Arthropoda; Insecta; Diptera; Drosophilidae.
CACAAUAUUUAUUUCAGUUCACGAAAUGAAUAAAAUUCUAAGUCAUUGGUAUAAGGGCGACGUUUGCAGCGCGCCAGGUGUGCUAAGCACAGAUGAGGAUGAAAUUCUGAGUGCCAGUGGGAGCAUUGAGGAUGCAGAGGAGGAACCCGACUUGGAUUUGGCCUACGAUCAACUAGAGGCGAUCAUGCAGCGCCUAAAGCAUCUGCGUGGCAAACUGCUACUAUCGCCAGCUGAUCCCUGCGAACUAGAACUGGGCACACUCUCAGAAGCUGAGGAUACGUGUUGUCUAACACCAAAUCAGCUGAUGUUGCAGCAGCUGCGUCACAGAAACUGCAUGCUACGCUGCCAGCUGCAACGGCAGGCACAGCAUUUGCAUUCAUCACGCAAGCAGCUGAAGCUGCUGGAGUCCAUGCGCUGCCAGCUGAAUGAUAGACUCCAGAAAAUGAGCGCCGAGCUGAAUGCUUUCGAUCAGUUCAAGAUGUCGGCCCAGCAUCAGUUUGGCUUAUGCAUCGAGCGGAAUGAGCAGAUCAAGGCCAGCAAAAUCGAUGAGUUUGACUUUAGGCGCCACGUGCGAGAUGUGAUCACUCAAUGCCACGAUAAAAUGAGUCCCUUGGUCCCCAUGCGCUGCCAUCGUCAGAUCCGCAACAAUUUCAGCGUGGAGCUCUUACUGAUACGUGUAUUUCUGCACACGCUCUUCAGCAAUAUGGUAGAAGACUGGAGCUAUUGCAAAAAACGUCAAAAAAAAAACUGUAUCUGUAUCUGAAUCCUUCCUGGAACUGAUGUCAUUAAAGUGUUGACUCGAGUUUCGGUCAUUAAUGUUUCACA